AUGAUUCUCGACGUUUCUACUGGCGGGUAUAUAAAACCAACGAAUUUUAAACCAGUGAAUAAGAAUGAUUUCAGGUAUUAUGGCAGAUAUAAUACUGAUGCGAUUAUCAUACCCAUUUAUUGUCUUACUGGCAUUGUGUACGGAAUGGUCGAAUUGAUUCGAAGAGUCAUUCCAAAGGAUAUCGUCGGCGCUGAUGUUCAAAAGUUGCAAAGAAUGGAUGCUAUAGUUCAUAUCUUUUAUGAGGUUUCGGGUACCAGUGGAGCGUUUGCCACUGGCCUUGGCUUGAUUCCCCGUUUUGGAAACAAUUACGCCUUUAUCAUUACGCCGAUCUUUUUCACUGCAUCUGGAAUCAUUUGGCUAUUCGUCAGUUCCCUCGAAUUCAAGGAUACUAAUCAAGACGAUAAAGUCGUCCCGGAUGAUGAAAAACCGAAAUCGAAUUAUUUGAAGUCUGUUGUCAGUGGAUUCCUACUCUUCGGACAAUCUGUCUAUGCUGGUGGAAAAAUCGUGCUCAUCAAUCGAAAGUUUGUUUGGUGGUGGAGUUGCUAUUCUAUUGCCCUUUAUGUUCAUCUAUAUCUUGAAAAUGGAAUUACGCCACAAGUUGCAAAACGAUACCUUGACAAUUCUGAGUGGUCACAAGUUAUCGUUGGUGGCUCAAAUUUUGGCGAGUUGCUCGGCGCACUUUUCGUGUUUCUUUUUGCGAACAGGAUUAAAACUCCUAUGUUUUGGUUACGAUGGAAUGCAUUGAUGUUGCUUAUCAUUUGGUAUAUUCCAUACUAUUAUCCUCCAUCCAACAGCGUCAAAUAUGCUUGGAUUAUCGCCGCAACAUUUAUUCCCAUUUCGUUUGGACUUGCAGCUGGUGAUAUUUCGCUUACUGCUUACAUUCAAUCAUCCCUCACUCAUCUAGAAUCAAAGAAUAAGAAUUUUUCCGUGUUGGGCGCUGUCAUGGCAUUUCUCUACUCAUCAUACAUUGUCAUCUACGCAAUUGCAAAUCCACUUCUUGGAAAGUAUAUUGACAGCAUUUAUAAUUCUACUAAAAGUAUUAGACCAGCACUUGUUAAUACAGCCGGUGUUCAAUUUACCGUUAUUACAGUGGUGAUUUUUGCAUGUACUUUCAUUCCAAAAGGUGCGGUUGCUUUCAAUCCAGCGGUGCUUCAUAAGGAAGAUUUGCUUAGUAAUCUCGAUAGUCCUGAUAAUUCGGGUGUUAUUUUGGACAAGAAUCUUGAAUCUGGUAAAGUUGCUAAGGCGGAAGCUGAACAAACUGUGUAA
This is a messenger RNA of Didymodactylos carnosus, 1266 nucleotides long. The record is from the annotation of a GenBank genome assembly. NCBI's taxonomy places the organism in Eukaryota, Metazoa, Rotifera, Eurotatoria, Philodinida, Philodinidae.